Messenger RNA from Lichtheimia ornata, 696 nucleotides. Its product is annotated as NADH dehydrogenase [ubiquinone] iron-sulfur protein 8, mitochondrial. Gene Ontology annotation, molecular function: NADH dehydrogenase activity; 4 iron, 4 sulfur cluster binding. The coding region runs from base 1 to 696 and encodes 231 amino acids. The record is from RefSeq and is a predicted model, not a curated record. The transcript is spliced from 6 exons. Gene Ontology annotation, cellular component: membrane. Lineage: Eukaryota; Fungi; Mucoromycota; Mucoromycetes; Mucorales; Lichtheimiaceae. Gene Ontology annotation, biological process: mitochondrial electron transport, NADH to ubiquinone; mitochondrial respiratory chain complex I assembly.
AUGAACGCUUUCAGAUUGUCGUCUCCAUUGGCAACCCUUGUUCGCACCACUCAACGUCGCGCUAUUCCUGCAGCAGCCGUUGGCACGACCACACGAUUCAUGGGUGCACCCAUUGCCAGCCAAGUGGCACGUUUCAGUAACUCAACUGUUGUCCGUCACGCUGCACCAGUGCAAGAUAAUAAACCUACACCAUCCGACUACAAGGCUCCUGGUGUUCUUGAUAUCGCUGCACGCCAUUUAUUGUUGACCGAAUUGAUGCGAGGCAUGUGGGUCGUCUUGGAACAAUUCUUCCGUCCUCCCUACACCAUCUUUUAUCCUUAUGAAAAGGGUCCUUUGUCUCCUCGCUUCCGUGGUGAGCACGCUCUUCGUCGUUAUCCUACUGGUGAAGAACGUUGUAUCGCUUGUAAACUCUGUGAAGCCAUUUGCCCUGCUCAAGCUAUCACCAUCGAAGCUGAACCUCGUGAAGAUGGCUCUCGUCGCACUACCCGUUAUGAUAUCGAUAUGACCAAGUGCAUUUACUGUGGUUUCUGUCAAGAGGCAUGCCCAGUUGAUGCUAUUGUGGAAACCGCCAACUACGAGUACAUCACCGAGACACACGAGGAAUUGCUUUACAACAAGGAAAAGCUUUUGGCUAACGGUGACAAGUGGGAGGUUGAGAUUGCCAGAAACUUGCAAGCUGAACAUCCUUAUCGUUAA